This is a messenger RNA of Rhineura floridana, 3759 nucleotides long. It is a transcript of the gene VSIG10, whose product is annotated as V-set and immunoglobulin domain containing 10. Gene Ontology annotation, biological process: cell-cell adhesion. Gene Ontology annotation, cellular component: cell-cell junction. Gene Ontology annotation, molecular function: cell adhesion molecule binding. The record is from RefSeq and is a predicted model, not a curated record. Bases 118 to 1677 code for a protein of 519 amino acids. Lineage: Eukaryota; Metazoa; Chordata; Lepidosauria; Squamata; Rhineuridae. The transcript is spliced from 9 exons.
GCGGAUCCGCCUCCGACGGGGCGGGGAAGCCGCCGAAGGUUCCUCCGCCUCUCCCUGUUGGAUCCUGCGGGGCACCGCCGGGUCGCUCCGGCUGCCGCCGCCGCUCCAACUGCCGCUAUGGCGCGUAAACUGACCGCGAGACUUUUCUCCUUCCUUCUCGCCCUUUGCUUGGGCAAAGGCGGCGCCGCCGGCACGGAAGAGCUGGUGACUGGGGAAGUCGAAGGUAACGUCACCCUGACGUGUCGGAAUGUGUCUGAGCAAGCGGUCAAAGUGGAAUGGUUUCAUGGGGAACCAGGUGCUAUCCCUAUCCUCUUCUCCUCGGACGGCAGUCUCCCUUCCGACACUCGCUUCUCCCUCAUACACAACAGUGCCUUGCACAUCUCCGGGUUGCGCCCGCAGGACGAAGGGAACUACACCUGCAAGGAAGUGCUGAACAAGACAGACCACAUGCACAGGAUCCAGUUGUUUGUAGCCAGUGGCCCUGACAGGGUGACAGUCAACAUCAGCCCUGCCGUGGCAUUGCCGAAUGGCACACUCUACGCAUGGAGACAAGGUACCCUCAACUUCACCUGCACCAGUGAAUCCCGCCCCAUCCCCACAACCAAAUGGGAUUUCUCCCAGCGCAGCCCCGAACAGGAGCCAUUCACGGAUGUCAACAGCUCCCUGAGCUACUUUGUCCUCUACAACCUGUCGCCCAGCUACCAAGGGAACUACUCGUGUUCGGCAACCAACCCGCUCAGCGGUCGCCGGGAGACAGUCACCCGUGAACUCCUGAUCUACUAUCCUCCUCCAUCUCUGCCUCGGUGCUGGGCUCAGACCUUCGCGGGAGACUCUGAAGGGGUGCAGCUGUUCUGCAGUUGGACCGGGGGUUACCCACCCCCCAUGCUUCAGUGGACCCAUCUCGGGAAGCUGAGCUGGGACAUGAACACAACGGGCACUGCCGACACCAGCGUGGUGGCUCUGAACAGCUCCCACCUGCUGUACGGGAGGGAGUUUGUGUGCCAAGGGAGACAUCUCCUAAAGCAGUCCAGCGAAGCCUGCACAGUGCUGUUGGAGGCCCCUUGGCUCAUGUCUGACCCCAUGAGGAGCUGCUUUGCAGGGGGAGCCGCGAUGAUGACCUGCCAGUCGACAGCCGGCAAUCCGCCUGCCAAAAUCACCUGGCUCCGUAACACCUCCUGGACGCAGACGGAGAUCCGCUCUGGCGGGAGGUUCCUGGUCAGCCAAAAGGGCAACGUCUCCACUCUCGUCAUCCAGAACUGCUCUGACAGCACGGACAGCGGUUACUACCUUUGCAAGGUCGAAAACCCCCUGGGGCUGAAGGAGGCGUAUGUUUACCUCUCGGUGAUCGAACCUGUGAAUGUCGGAGGCAUAGUAGGAGCUAUUGUGGUCCUUCUGCUGUUGGGGGUCCUGAUCCUCUCUGGAGUCCUCUUAUACGCUGGACCCCGUCUGUGCCCGAAAGGCAACAUGCUCAGGAAUCGAGAUACGAGCGACAUCCUUAUGCUGAUGGAUUCGGAGGAAGAGGAUGUCAUGAUGGAAACAGCAGAGGAGCCUCCUUCACAUCAGGGGGCUGUAUUGGCAAAUGGAUGUUCUCCCAAGCCUACUAAAAGCUCUUGUGCAGAAGUGCCCAGCGAAAUCUCCCUGGAGGAAACCAACAGAGAAGGGGGACCCAAACCAUAGAGGAGUUCUCCAUCUUUGCCUUUCAUGCGCUAGGAACCAAAGCAUCAUCACAAUGUGGCUCUGUCUGGAUUCGAAUAAGAGGAAAGGAAAGCUUUCAGCAGCUAUAUCCAGGGAGAAGGAGUGCUUUCAGCAGCCAGAUGGUUCUCUUCUCAGAGUCUUUCUUCAACCCCUUUUGUUCACUUUUCGCACUUUUUGUAUUUCUCCAUAGAGAUGGCUCUAGAAAUCCACCCCAUUUGGAUUUGGUACUGAGUUUUCCAUGACUUCGCUUAUUCUCCAUCAUUGUGGAUUGUAUUUUUAUGUAAUGAUUUUUGGAAACUUUUGUGUUUUUUUAAAAAAAAUCCACCUCUAAAAAAUACCGAAAUUACAAAUAAUAAUUUUAUUGGUAUUUCCUUUCAUUUGUUGAAUUUCCCUUCAAAAUACUGAUUUUAUUUUGGGGUGUUUUUUGUAUGAAAGACAAACAGUUUAGUAAAAGCAGGGUCUAGAGGACAAUAGAUUGAACUCAAAUCGAUACUGGCUUGUUAGGUCAACGGAAUGCUUUCGCAAUGCAGGACGUGUGUCUAGAUGCGGAGGACAGCAGUUUGGUUGCUUCUUUUCUUGGGAACAAGGUGGGAAGACCAAGACCAUGUUAGGACCAAGCUUUGUUGGACAAGAAGGGCUCCAGGGCAGUUUGAAGGGCUGGAGGUAGAGAGGGGAGGGUUGCCUUGUCUGGAACCCAAUUCCAUUUUUGCAGCUUGGAUUUUUUCUUGGCAUGAAAAUGAAUCGGGGUUCUGAUGUUUGCGGUUCUUAAGAUCCAAGGGCUCCUGCUGGGAGGAAGGGCAGGAUACAAAUUAAAUAAAAACUAAAUAAAUAAGGGCUUGGUGACUCCGUGUCCAUUGCGUGCCACCCUCAGCUUGUGUCUUUGCAGGGGAAGUGGCCAGUACAUUUCCACUGUGGCCUUGAGCAAGCUGAAUGUGCCCCCCCCCAAAUAAUUUCAUCUGUUCCGGAAUUCUCUUUUGGGAAGAGCUGUAACUCAGUGGUAGAGCAUCUGCCUUGCAUGCAGGAGGUCCUUGGUUCAGUCCUCGGCAUCUUCAGGUAGAGCUGAGAAACACUCCCUGACUGAAACCAUGGAGAGUCGCUGCCCUUCAGUGUAGGCAGUACUAAGGUAGGUGAACCAAUGGUGUGACUCUGAAUUAGGCAGCUUCCUGUGUGGGGUCCUGCGCAGUAAAUUUCAGGAUUGGGGCCAUGUAAACCUGCAGAGACUACCAGGCCACUUUGACCUGCCAGAAAUGAUACAAGAAAGCAGAUCCUAUGAAGAAAGUUUGAAGUCUUCAGGCUCGUCAGUUCUCUGUUAUUGAAUCCCAGGAUCUAAAGCAAGGGGAAGGGAGAAUUUUGACCCGCCUCCUGUUGCUGAACUGCAGCUCCCAUCAGUCCCAACAAGUAUGGCCAAUGGCCAGGGAUGAUGGCAUUUGUAUUUCAGAAACAUCUGGAGAGCCUCAGGUUCCCCACGACUAUUGUAAGCAGUGGAGGCUAGUCCAUUAGGGUAAGUAGGGCACUGCCCCACUGACCUCUGUCUGCCCUCAGCCAACCCUCACCUGCCUGCCUUCUUACUUAGAUCUAGUCCAGUGGGUGAUGCGCUACCUGUCAGCUUUCAUCUCCUUAGUCUCAGGAUUGCCCCUUGUGGAACUCAGCAGAAAGGAAGAUGGGGACAAAACUAGAGUUUGCUGGCUGUGUCUGCCAUUGGCUCUGGCGCCACCUACUGUUGGGCUCCCUGCCUCCUGCCCUAUCAGUCCUGAUGGGCACCAGCCGCUUCUGGUUGUAAGAGCACUGAUCAGCUCACAUCCAUUUCAGUGAGGACUGUGCAGGUAGCCUGUACCCCCCCAAAAAAAAACCUUUUUCCAACCCACCCACUUCCUUGCAUAUGUGUCUAUGCUUGGCUGUUUGGGUAUGGCGAACUGCCCCCUAGGAAAGAAUUGUUACCUUGAGGCAACAGCUGGCUCUCAAACUCAAUUACAAGGACUUGCAGAAAUGCAGUGUUUUCUUCCGUGCAAUGUAUCUGUGGAGGUGAGCUUUUGCUUGUGGAAUAAAAAUGUGCAUUCUUUUGCA